This is a messenger RNA of Hippocampus comes (tiger tail seahorse), 6715 nucleotides long. It is a transcript of the gene greb1, whose product is annotated as growth regulating estrogen receptor binding 1. Bases 98 to 6082 code for a protein of 1994 amino acids. NCBI's taxonomy places the organism in Eukaryota, Metazoa, Chordata, Actinopteri, Syngnathiformes, Syngnathidae. Gene Ontology annotation, biological process: multicellular organism development. The transcript is spliced from 34 exons. The record is from RefSeq and is a predicted model, not a curated record.
GUCCCGAGCCAGUGAGAUGGAGACAGCUGGGUGAAUUUAUCGACGUUUCCUCACUAAUUGUUACGAACUUUGUCCCUCCCGGUAGCAAAGAACACCAAUGGGGAACUCCUAUGCGGGCCAGCUGCGGACCACGCGCUUUGAGGAGGUACUUCACAACUCGAUUGAAGCGUCACUGAGGUCCAACAUUGUCGUGCCGCGGCCAGUUUUCUCCCAACUCUACCUGGAGGCAGAGCAGCCACUGGCACACAAUGGUCGCACGGAGAACGAUGAUGAGGACGAUGAAGAUGGCUCAGAAUCAAACAGUCCUCCAAUACCCUAUCAGAUGAAACCCCCGCCUGAGGGUUGCUGCACCACAGACGGGUACUGUCAGGCAGGCAGGGAUCUGCGUCUUUCAUCAUUGGCAUCAGACUCCUUAGAUGUGUUGCCGGGAUUCAUGCUGAUCGGGCUGAAGUCACCCGCCCUUCCCGAGAACCUUCUGGUGGGUGCUGUCGACCAUCGCUUCCUGCCAGAUGAACGGGGUCAUAAUGCUCUGCUGGGUUUCUCAGGGUAUUGCAUGGGCUGUGGAGAAAAGGGCUUCCGCUACUUCACAGACUUCGCCAACCACAUUAAUCUGAAACUCAGCACCCAGCCUAAGAAGCAGAAGCACUUAAAGUUCCACCUGUACCGAAACAACCAAGGUGUGCUGGUUAAAGGAGCUCCCAUCUGCUGGAGGGGACACGGUAAGAUUGAUGGCAGAAUAAGACAGCUGAGCUCCAGUCUCCCAGAGGCCCAUGCGACAUCAGAUGAACAGUCAACAAGCGGGGCGUUGAUGCAUUCCUCACACACGCCUAGCAGCUAUGCAGCAGCAUCUCACGCAAACGGCGCUCCUCAAAUCUCCGAUACCCCACACUCACUGACAAAUGGCAUCCAUGCCGCUUCUUCAGUCGCGCAGACGGUAAUAAAUCAUUCAGGACCGGGGAGACCAUCAGCUACAGGGUUGCAGACAAAUGCCGGACCCCCCAAAAAGAGGCAUAAGGGUUGGUCCCCAGAAUCUUCUUCUUCAAGUGGUUUGUUAGAAAACACAGGGAAGGUGGCACCAUCUUCAUCAGUUUUGCCAUCAUCGACAGUUAGCGCAAAUGGAGCCAGAUUAGAUGCAUCUGCCACUACGAGUUCCUCACAGAGGUCCUUAACCACACAUUCUCCCUCUGGGUUGUCUGUAGCUGUGCCUGAUCAGCUUUUACACACUUGUGGCCUACAGCCUGUCAUCUUUAAAGGUCAUGGCCCACUUCCUCAGCUGACUGGCAAUUUUAGUGAAGUGCUCGUCAGCUCUCUUCUGCAGAGUUGUUACUUGAGCUCUCAGACCCUCCCAAGAGUCUACCAACACUACGGACCGUCACCCAUUCAACCGCUGUCUACUGAGAUGCAGAUCCUCCUCACCGUCUACUACCUUGUUCAGCUUGGCCCCGAGCAAGUGCCUCUGAUUGAGGACUUGGAGCAGAUAUUCAUGAGGUCAUGGAGGGAGUCCCACCUCAGUGAAAUCAGACAGAAUCAACAACCUCAAAUACCAGCCACUCAAGGGAGGCACUACGGAAUUGAGGCACCUCCUGCCCUUCCAGGGCUCCCUCAGCAUCUUGGCUUAGCACCACAGCAGCCGCUGACUCCCAGCCAGCUUCCUUGGCUCGCCCAGCUAGCUGCGUCAUCCUGUGGAGAGGGGGUGGUGGUGUUGGGGGAGCAAGUGGGCUCUUUGGCUCAGGGCCUUCAGCAGAUGUUUAGAAAGUUGAUGGAGGGACGGUUCGAAAACACAAAUUACAUCGUCGUCAUUGUGACCGCUUCGGGGCAUGAAACACAGUCGUGUGUGGUAGUCACAGGUAAACACCAGUGUCGAGCCUUGGCUGAAAAUAUGUUCUCUCCCAAUGAGGGUUUAAGAGAAAUCAACCACCAGCUUUCCUCUGGUGACGCCCAGGAGCUCAUCCAGUUCUGCAGUUCCCUUGGACAAGAGGGUGAUAUGGAUUCCCUACUGGACAGUGCAACCUUGGACAGCAACGAACCCUCUCCCUUAUCCAGCAGUCAGGAAUCAACAGAGGAAAAGACUGUGAAAAACACACACAGUCCAAAAGAUUCACACAGCCCUAAAGAUAGAGUUCUGCCCCCUAAGGAAACUUGUUCAGAGUACGCUGUGGAGUGGCGUGAUAUCCGGCCCAUCCAGCUGGCGGUAGCCAGAAAGCUGCUGUCUCACGUUUGCGCCAUAGCAGACUCCAGCACCCAGAACUUGGACCUUGUCUCCUUUGACCGGGUCAACUUCCUCAUCCUGGUCCCUCCCUCCGAGGUCACGUUUCAACAGACCGUACUCCACCUAUGGAGCUCUGGUGUUCUUCGAGAACUUGGAAGUGUCGAACAAGAUUGUGUGUCUCAGCGGGAAGCGGAGCGCUACGUGGUCAAGAUGGAUCAAAGCGCUCAAGUGCGAGUUGACAGCUUGAUACAGGAAGCACACAGCAACUCCUAUACGCUUUACAUCCUGGUCCAUGACCACGCCCACUGGGAUGUCAGCAGUGCCUCUUACUGCAACACAGACACUGGUUUGGGUCUCGUGGACCAGCUACUGAAUUCCAGGCAGGUCAGAGAUGCUCCAAACAUCCUGAUUCUCCACGUUACAUCCUUCCCGUUCGCUCUGCAGACACAAUUCACACGCAUCAGCCCUUAUAAUGAGAUCCACUGGCCCUCUUCCUUCAGCAAUGAUGUGGACCUGUAUCAUGAGAGAACACGCUACUUUGGUGUGUCAGAGCUUUUAGAGUCGACACGCUCAGGAAGCAGCCUGCCUCUGAUGCGAUGUGAUUCGUCUUUUGAGAGCAUGGCAUCUUCCCUGGAGGAAAGGUUUCCUAAGCUGCACAGCGCUGUGAUCCGUACGACAGUUCUGAUCCACCACUAUUGCACAGCGCUGAUGGCUGUUUCCGGAAGAAUCGGCGGCUCUCACAAUCUUCACAAACACACAUCUGUGGAGACGCUGGGCAUCGUCCAGGCGCUGCUCAGUGCCGCCCAGCAAUGCCCCGCCCACCACGGUCACAUGAUCCUGCUGCGGAUCCCCUCACUGGCUCUGGCGGCGUGGGCGCAUCGGCGGCUGUCCCGAGUGAGGAGACAACUGGGUCUUGAGGAGAGUUUUGAGAUCAUAUUGGGGAAUCCGAGCCAACCGCUGAAUGUUGGACAUAGCUUUAUUGAUCAGAUUAAGCUAUGGCUGAAAAUCCAAGAAUCUGAUUGGGUUCCUCGUACCUACCUGGAGCUUGAAGCUCUUCCCUGCAUUCUCAUCCUGUCGGGAGCUGAACCUCAAGGAGAAUCACUUCCCAGGUCACUGAAGUACUGUGACCUUCGAGUGGUAAGCUGCUCCUAUCUUCAACGUACUACACUCGAGCAAGAGUUGGGACUUGCAGCAUACCUGCUGAAGGCGGAGUCUCGCUCCCCGCACAACACGGGGCCGGGAAGUGACCUGCUGGAGAGUGACGCGGAAAAACUCAGCAGCACCGACAAUGAGGAAGAGGAGGGCCAGGAAAACGGUAAAAGCUCUCCUGUGUCCUCCAACCAGCCACUCCAGUCCAGCCCAGAUGUUGGAGCAUUAGACCCGUCCCCAACGCAGAGCAGCACGUCGACAUCUCCAGAUGCUCCAAAGUGCACAGUGGACACCACCCCGUCCCCGUCACGGGCUCAGACUCAAUUUCCUUCCCAGUCCUCUUCUCAGUCAUUUAUAUACCAUCAACCUUCACUUCACCACCCAAGCCAGUCUAUUGCCCACACGUAUUCCCUGUCCCAACCCAUUUUCCAGCAACAAAUUCUGAGUCAGAACCAGUUAUUAGCCCAAACGAACUCCCAACCUUACUUCCAAACACUCCCACCGCACCAAGUCUCCCACCCGCCAACGCAAUCGCUGGCCCCGGUCCGGCCUCGUCGUCACCCUUCCAAAUCCACGUCUUCGAGCUCGUCGUCGCCCCGAGCCUCGUCCCCUCAUCUGAGCUGUUCUUGGGCACGGGGAGUGAGUCGCCCACCCUCAGUGCUCCUCCCCCGCUCGCUUUACGACAUCAUCACAGCCAACGAUGGCAGCGGCCUUCCGCGAUGUACCUCCUUCCUGCCGCAUAUGUCUGUAGCGUGGGCCAGCAGCUUCAGACCUUUGCUGAGUAAGAUGAUGACCUGCACUGAACAGUCACUGUACUAUCGCCAGUGGACGGUCCCCCGCCCUUACCACAUGGACAGCAGCAAUCGCACCGAAGGACGCAGCGACAACUUUCACCCUCGCAGGCUACUCCUCAGCGGACCCCCACAGGUGGGUAAGACAGGCGCAUACCUGCACUUCCUGGGUAUCCUCUCUCGGAUGCUGAUCAGGCUGAUGGAGGUGGAUAUCUACAAUGAAGAGGACAUCAACUUGAAUGUCCAAUUCGACGGGGUUCAUUACAAGCCACCCAACGCCUUGUGGCCGGACCCAGACGUGAUGAAGACUUUACCCUUUGAUUAUAUCGUCCAUGACCCCAAAUAUGAUGACAUCAGCUUAGUCUACUGCCCUGGAUAUAGACCAGCUUCUGAUGCCAACACUGUGCACCAGGAGGAAGUGUGCCUCAGGAGGCGCACAACCAGGAUCAAACUGUCCAAGUAUGCGGCCUUUAACACUUAUCACCAUUGUGAACAGUGUCAUCUGUACUUGGGCUUCAACCCCCGAUACCAGAUAUACGAGUCGACGUUGCAUGCCUUCACGUUCACCCAUCUGCUGCUUGGAGAAGAAAUCCAGCUGUAUUUCAUCAUCCCCAAAUCCAAAGAGCACUACUUUAGCUUCAACCAACCGGGAGGCCAAUUGGAGGGUAUGCGGCUGCCCCUCGCCGCAGAUCGGAGCCCAAACUGCAUCAAGAGUCCAAUUUUCACUCCAACCACGGGGCGCCAUGAGCAUGGUCUCUUCAACCUUUACCAUGCGAUGGAUGGAGCCGCGCACCUCCAUAUCCUGGUGGUCAAAGAGUACGAAAUGGCCGUUUACAAGAAGUACUGGCCCAACCACAUUCUCCUGGUGCUGCCUCCUGUCUUCAAUGGAGCUGGGAUAGGAGCUGCUCACUUCCUGAUUAAAGAGCUCUCGUACCACAAUCUGGAGCUGGAGCGCAGUCGUCGGCAGGAGGGCAGCGGGCCGAUCAGUGACGUCUGGCCUUUCAUCAUCCUGGCGGAUGACUCGUGCGUGAUGUGGAACGUCGUGGACUUCGACGCACGCAAGUACAUGCUCACACAUGGUCCAGUCGAACACGCCGCGUCACUGAAGCAGGUGCUGCAGCACAUGGAAGGCUGCCCAGACCUAGCCCACUACGGCCUGUGUGGGAUUAGGAAGUGGAGCAGUCGUGUACUCGCAGGCCCCAACCAGAGGAAGCCUUUCUCCAGAGGUCACGUCCAUGACUUCCUCCUUCUCAACGUGGACCGCAGUCAGAACAUCCAGUACGACCAGAACCGCUUCACUUGUCACGACAUCGACUUCACCCUACGGCUGCACAGCGCAGGACUGCUUGUCUGCCGCUUUAACAACUUCAGCGUCAUGAAGAAGCAGAUCGCCAUCGGGGGCUACAGGACGUUCAUUAUCAAAACAAAGAUGACGGACGUUCCCACUUCAGUGGGGCCCUCUCAGUACGUCUGUGCCCCCGACAGCAAGCACCUUUUCCUGGCCACCCCGGCUCAGCUCCUCCUGGAAAAAUAUCUCCAACACACCAGCCACAAGCUCUUUCCUCUCAGCACCAAGAACUACGAACACCCGGUCCUGUCUGUGGACUGUUACAUUAACCUGGGCCCGGAGGUGACCGUGUGUUUCGUGAGUUCAAGACCUCACGCCGUCAACAUCUGCACCACAGGAUUGCUCUUCAGCGGCCUUCUCCUCUGUUUCGCCGACGCCUUUGUUACCCCGAGCUUCCUCAAGAAGUUCUCCUUCCUCAAAGGCGCAACUCUUUGUGUGAUCAGCGCAGAUCGCAGCUCCUUGAGGCAGACGGUCGGCAGGCUGGAGUUGGAAGAGGAGUGGCGGUUCAGGCUCAGCGACGAAUUUCAGACGGCGAACGCCAAGGAGGACCGACCCCUCUUCUUCCUGACAGGAAAACAUAUCUGACCUGGAACAAACAAGAAGAAGAUUUUUCACUCAAUGUAUUGUUUACAUGCAUGUUGUGUGCUCUGAACUGAAAACUGCCAUUUGUAAUCUCAACAUCUGGAGAUUUCUCAGUGGGUUACCCUGGUUUUGCAAUAAAUAAGUGGGAUUUGUAUCAAAAGUGAUGCACUGACAAAAAAAAAAUCAUAAGGGUACUAUUGGAAAAUAAUGAAUUGAUGGAUAUAAUGUAGUGCUUCACAUCUUUGUGCACCUUCCCACGAAAUGAAUGUGAGAAAAACGAUGCAGGUACAAGCGUGUGCAAUGUCUCGAUGCAAUAUUCUGCAGCCUUACUUUCUGCAGACUUUUAACGACACAAUCAUUCAUUGUAUGAGGGUAGCCGAUUUUUGGCAUCAAGUGCUUUUUUUUCCCAGUAGAUGAUUUCUGUAGAGAUGUACAUGUAUUUGCAUGUUAAUUAUUUUUAAGAGUAUUUUGAGUACUUAUCUGCUGCAUGUGUAAGACAGUGGGUGUUGUCUCUUUGUCAUGAUUUAGACUUUGUAACGCUUCCAUUUAAUGUUGUUGUACUGCAAAUCGCACAUCACAAUGUACAGCUCCAAAUGCCUUGAAAUGUAUAAAUGUACAGAUAUUUUUAACUUCUAA